Mesocricetus auratus (golden hamster) is the source of this 2099-nucleotide messenger RNA. It is a transcript of the gene Sfr1, whose product is annotated as SWI5 dependent homologous recombination repair protein 1. Lineage: Eukaryota; Metazoa; Chordata; Mammalia; Rodentia; Cricetidae. Gene Ontology annotation, cellular component: Swi5-Sfr1 complex. The record is from RefSeq and is a predicted model, not a curated record. The coding region runs from base 271 to 1566 and encodes 431 amino acids. The transcript is spliced from 4 exons. Gene Ontology annotation, biological process: double-strand break repair via homologous recombination; positive regulation of DNA-templated transcription.
CACCGGAAACGGAGGGGGCGUUUUCAGGCUAACAGUGUGGCCUCCCAGGGUCUAGCCAAGGGGCUUGAGGUCUCAAACAUCUGGAUUCUGGACCGACCCAGCCGACGGCUCCCCUUCGUGCCCCGCGCCCUAAGAGCUCCCUUAGGUUACGUUUUCUCAGAUUUGACCAAAACGUGUGAAGCCGAGCCGGGGCGGACACAGCAGAAUCGAGGGCGAGGCGGCAAGGCCAGCGGGAGAGGCCUGGAAGGAAAUCAGGACUUCGCUUCCAAGAUGGAGAGCAAAUCAGAUUCAGCAUCCACCAAAAUGGAAAGGGAAUCAGAUUCAGCAUCCACCAAGAUGGACAGUGCACCAGAUUUAUCAUCCACUAAGAUGGAGAGCAAAUCAGAUUCAGAAUCCAAGAUGGAGAGCAAAUCAGAUUUAUCGUCUACUAAGAUGGAGAGCGAAUCAGAUCCAGCAUCCACAAAGAUGGAAAGGGAAUCAGAUUCAGAAUCCACCAAGAUGGAGAGCAAAUCAGAUUCAGAAUCUACCAAGAUGGAGAGUAAAUCAGAUUCAGCAUCCACCAAGAUGGAGAGCUCAUCAGAUUCAUUGUCCACCAAGAUGGAAAGCAAAUCAGAUUCAGAAUCCACCAAGAUGGAGAGCUCAUCAGAUUCAUUGUCCACCAAGAUGGAGAGCAAAUCAGAUUCAGAAUCUACCAAGAUGGAGAGCAAAUCAGAUUCAGAAUCCACCAAGAUGGAGAGCAAAUCAGAUUCAGAAUCCACCAAGAUGGAGAGCAAAUCAGAUUCAGCAUCCACUAAGAUGGAGAGCAAAUCAGAUUCAACAUCCAAGCUGGAGAGCAAAUCAGAUUCAACAUCCAAGCUGGAGAGCAAAUCAGAUUCAACAUCCAAGCUGGAGAGCAAAUCAGAUUCAGCAUCGACUUUACCUGACACUCCCCAGACCAGUGAGACUCUACCAUCACCCCAAACAAAUAGUUUAGGAAAACAACCUAUGAGUGGAACACUUAAAGAAAGAUUAAAGAAAACAAGGUCUUCAUCUUACUCUUUCUGUAGUGUGGUGAAGCGACUUAAAGUAGAGAAGGAGGAAAAUGAUGAGACCUUUUCAGAACCAGGAGCAUCGUCAAAAGAAAAGAGCUGUUCAGCAUUCCAAGGAAGUUUGAAACAUAAAGACAGUGCAUCUGAAAAAGACAGCUCGGAGAAUGUAAACACAUGCAAAUCUAAGCCAGUUGAUUCUGGGUCAUCCAGUGCCCUCCAAAAUGAUUUUGAGAGUGAGAAUAGUAAAGAAAAGUUAAAGGAAGAAAAAGCAAAAUUGACAAAGCAGGUUCAAGAGAAGGAAGACCUUCUUCGGAGACUAAAACUUGUCAAAAUGUAUAGAAUAAAGAACAACUUGUCUGAGUUAGAGCUGUUAAUAAAGAAGUGGCGGAAGUGCAGCCAGCAGCUGCUGUAUGAGCUGCAGGCGGUCAUGUCUGAGGAUGAUGAGAAACUCAGCCUCACCGAGCUCAUCGACUACUAUGGGGUAGACGAGAAAGUCGUGCACUAUGAUAGAACUGAAGAAGAAUUUACAGGGAUUUGAUGCUGUUGUUGUUGUUGUUUUGCCUUCAGGCUUUUUUCCCUCUCCUUUUGGGGUGAUGGGAUCAUGCCCAGAGCCUCAAAUGUGCUCUGUUCCUGAGCUAUGCUUUUGGCCCCUCUACAGAAUAUCUUUGAGAAUGAAAAUGUGAGAAGAAUAAGUGUUUAGAAGGGAAGAAAGAUGUAAGCUGUUGUUGGGGCUUGAAAAAGGUAUCUUGAACAGUUCAGGAUAUUCUGAUACAUAAACAAAAUUAUAACAUGAAGCUUAGUAUUUUGGAUAUGUUUGCUAAAGAAAAUAUUUAAAUAUAAAAAAAUUAAAUGUUUAAAAGGAAGUUUGGAUAAUUCUGGAAACCAGGUUUAAUACAUCGAGUUUGUGGCAAAAGAUUUUAUAUUCAGUGUUAAAAAGUAUUCUAUUGAAUGUCUAAACCUCACCUGGCCUAAAUGUAACUUGCCCUCCUGAGUUUAUGAACCUUGUUUUCAUCUACUUAAUAUGUCUUUCUGUCUGCUAGUCUAGCAAGUAAUUAAACUUAUAAGUCCACA